This is a messenger RNA of Pseudophryne corroboree (corroboree frog), 1189 nucleotides long. RefSeq lists its product as uncharacterized. The transcript is spliced from 8 exons. The record is from RefSeq and is a predicted model, not a curated record. The coding region runs from base 86 to 967 and encodes 293 amino acids. Lineage: Eukaryota; Metazoa; Chordata; Amphibia; Anura; Myobatrachidae.
ACAGUCGUUGUGAAACUUACGUUUGUGUCAUUGCACAAAUUCUGCUCUUGGGUCUGCUAUUAAAUGUGAGCGUUGGAGAAGAAGAAUGAGCCCCGUUUACGUCUGGGUUACUCUGCUGUCUGUGGGGGUCUCUGGUGCGGAGCUCGGGGACACAGCGGCACCGCCCCCGGAAUGCCUGAACAUUAUCAUCACAUUCCUAGACCCAAGAGACUGUAAGAACGGAACACAAGAGAAAUAUAUCUGCACACCAGCGGAACAUAAUAACAAUAUAAUCUACCAUUGCCAGAGAGAUAUCCAGGCCUCCGCUGCUCCCUCUACUGACCCAGAGCUUGUGGUUCUCGCGCUUUCAGACACUGGUAGAAAGAGAUCACGGAGCGGAGGCAGAAAGGGAAAAGACAGAAGUGCAGAAGAUGAGAAAGAUGAUAACAGUGGAGAGAAUACACAUGGUGGAUCACACUGCAAACCGAAAAACGGUCACAGCUGUAACGGUAGAAGCCCAGGUGACGGAGGAAAAACAAAAGGCAACAAUGACAGGAUUGGGGGAACCAGUGAUCAGGAUAAAAUGACAACACCAGGAACAACCCGUUUAUCCCGUGACGGGAAGAUCCUUCUCCCCAUUCUCCUGAUACUGCUUGUCCUGAUUAUAGUUGGUGCUGUCCUGUGGACAUGGAAAUACAAGUGUCAACGUAAGCAGAGGACUUAUUCAGCCAGAGGUGACAGCACUGUGGAGAUGGAGCCUAAGAAACACGUGACGACCGUCUACGUCACAGCCAGUGAUCCGGGAGUGACCGGGGACCUGCUACCACCCGCCAAAUCUCACCAUCUCUACCAGGAAAUUUAUGAUGUGCCUAUGGAGUCGGGUAAGAAGCAGCCAGACACGACCUACUCCACCGCUGGGAUCCCAUAUGACGUUCCGCAGCCUGUGUCCCCGGCUCAGCCUCCAGCAGACGGAUCCUCAGCCCAGUGAUGCGGCAUCUCUGCGUCAGCAGUAUAUAGACAAUCAACAGACAACACCAGAUGGUCGACGGGCUCAAAAAGUCAACAGGGCUCAAAGGGGAACCAUUAAAUGGUCAACAUGGACUUACUGUAGAUCAGAAGGGUCAAAAGGUCAACAUUAAAAUUGUCGACACAGAGAAGGUAAACGCUUUUUCUCUGACGUCCUAGUGGAUGCUGGGGACUCCGUAAGGAC